Messenger RNA from Daucus carota subsp. sativus, 1809 nucleotides. RefSeq lists its product as uncharacterized. Gene Ontology annotation, biological process: mRNA splicing, via spliceosome. Lineage: Eukaryota; Viridiplantae; Streptophyta; Magnoliopsida; Apiales; Apiaceae. The record is from RefSeq and is a predicted model, not a curated record. Gene Ontology annotation, cellular component: U2-type catalytic step 1 spliceosome. The coding region runs from base 482 to 1492 and encodes 336 amino acids. The transcript is spliced from 10 exons.
UAUGUAUGCAUAUAUAUGAACCUUACAGUGACUUAUUUUUGAUAUUGUUAUGUAUGAUGGAAUCAGCUUAGGGUUUGGUUGAUUUGAUGAGUUUCUAGAUGAUGUACUGUUAAUUUAAUUGAUAUUCUGAAGCAAUUUCUGUAAAUUUCAUUGUUUUGAGAUUAAUCGAAAGCGAAUUAAACCGUUGUUGUGAUAGUCGAUUUUGACUCGUAGAUUUUGUAGUUUAGGGGCACGUUUCACGUAUAUAUGAUUCAAUAAACUGCUGGCGAAGUAUUCGCGGAAAUUGUAGGUUCGUGGUUGGAGCACCAAGUAGCUCAAUGAUAAUGUGAAAGAGUGUUAUGCUCAUGGAAGGGGAUUAUCGUAGGUGUCUAGUUGAAUCGGGUACUUGAGUAGAUUAGCAAUUUACAAUCCACGACCUGGGCUUUGAGUUUGAAGAAAAAGAGGAAGCGAACUAGAAGGUUUCAUUUGUGGUUGAAAAGAUAUGGCUGAACGUAAAGUCUUAAAUAAAUAUUAUCCACCGGAUUUUGAUCCGGCAAAGAUACCGAGGAGGAGGCAACCGAAAAAUCAACAGAUUAAGGUACGGAUGAUGCUUCCCAUGAGCAUAAGAUGCAAUACAUGCGGAAAUUAUAUCUACAAAGGAACCAAGUUCAAUUCUCGAAAAGAAGACGUAAUUGGCGAGACAUAUCUCGGAAUCCAAAUAUUUAGGUUUUAUUUCAAGUGCACCAAGUGUUCUGCUGAGAUCACUAUGAAAACAGAUCCACAAAAUUCUGAUUACGUGGCAGAGUCAGGUGCAUCACGUAACUUUGAGCCCUGGCGUGCGGAAGAUGAGGUAGUAGAUGAAGACAAAAGGAGAAGGGAUGCUGAAGAGAUGGGUGAUGCGAUGAAAUCUCUGGAGAACCGAACUCUUGACUCGAAAAGAGAAAUGGACAUUCUUGCUGCACUGGAUGAAAUGAAGUCUAUGAAGUCACGACAUGCAACAGUUAGUGUGGAUGCUAUGCUUGAGGCCUUGCAGCGCUCAGCUCCAGAAGAGUCACAGGACGAGGAUAAGUUGGUAGAAGAGGAUGAAGCUCUUAUAAAAUCAAUAUUUCAAGGAUCAAGAGAGUUUGUCAAAAGGAUUAACGAUGAAGAUUUAGAAGAUGACGAGGAUUUAACAGAGUCGGCUGCUGAAAAUGGCGAAUCUUCAAAUAGUUCAAAGAGAAGAAAGUUAUCUGAAGAAUCUACUGGCAAUCCUACAGACCACCUGACAAAAAUCAGCACUCUUGAUGUUUCUAAAAGCAAAGAUAGUACUCCUGGUCGAAGUACUUUCAUUUUCAAGUCCUCGACAGUCAAAGUUUCAGUUAAAAAGAAGCCUGUGGCUUCAGAAGAAGGUGAGAACAAACAGGAGGGGAAGCAGAAAGAUAACACUCAACAUGCCGAGGAGAAGGCCAACAUUCCAAGCAACGGGUUACUAUCUCUGGGCCAAUAUGACAGCGAUGAUGAAGAUGAUCAGUGAAGGGCUGGAACAAUACUAUCAUCGAAUUAAAUAUGAUAUUCUUAGUUUCCGUUUCCUGUGCCACCUUUGCUCCUCCCAUAGCUUCUGGUUUCCAUUCAGCAUUUGUAUGUUCUUUCCGGCGCAGUAGAGUUUUCUGCCCCUCCCAAGUUACUAUCCAGAUUAUGUGAUUUUUUUUGAAGCGUUCUAAAAUGCUUGCAAUGCCUUUGCUAAUGCAGUAAAGCAUGCAUCCGGAAAAAAGGAUAACUACUUGUAUUUGGCCAAAACAUGGAUGUGUUUAUAUAAACAUCGUGAUACCUAAUGAAGAUAGUUGCAAAAUA